Molecule: messenger RNA, 2464 nt
Organism: Dunckerocampus dactyliophorus (ringed pipefish)
Lineage: Eukaryota; Metazoa; Chordata; Actinopteri; Syngnathiformes; Syngnathidae
Product: ERBB receptor feedback inhibitor 1
Exons: 4
Coding region: 186-1205 (339 amino acids)
Biological process (GO): regulation of keratinocyte differentiation; negative regulation of epidermal growth factor receptor signaling pathway
Cellular component (GO): extrinsic component of cytoplasmic side of plasma membrane
Source: RefSeq, a predicted model, not a curated record
UCACUCGGAAAAGCCACAUUAAAGUGACUUCAGGCUGGUAUUUACACACAUGAUGGUGCACAUGGUUCGGUUCUCGUUCUAGAAUGCUGAGUGGGAAGCCUUGUACUACUACAGCAAGUAAUCGAUAGGCCAAGAUGGACGCACUGUUGUUUGCCACAGAUUACGAGGAAGCCAUAAUGGGUUGAAUGGCAAGACCUUCAUGCUUUUUAAGAAAUCAAGCACCGUGCGGACGCUACGACGACAUGAGUCAUAACCGCUAUUGGGGACAACAUGACCUGAGCAGAGUGUGCUUGGGUCUGCCCAGUGGCGACGUGGAACACAACCUGACGGAGCUUCAGCAGCGGCAACAGGACAGAGAAUGCAACUCUAGCAUCUUAACACCACAGUCUCCUUGCUACCCCGACUCGUACCACCUCUCCUUGGACAAGACCCUGCGACCUCAUGAAGGAGACCAGGUGGUUCCAUAUUCUGCUACCCAGAGAAGGACCUUGUUUUGGGGCCAGCAGAGAGAUUCCAAACCUCUACCGCCAUUACCCGGCACGGAGGAGCUCAUGUCAGACGAGGCGGCCGACGGUGAGGUGGAGUUCUUCACCAGCGAGCGACGCCCCCUUUUGCCCAAAAGCUGCCCUAAGACUGUGUCCAGAAGCAGAGGUCAGGUAAAUCCUGCCUAUCACGGUGGUUCAUUGCAGCCUGAGAGUGGCGUCCUGGCAUUCUCCUGGCCCGGAGGAGAGGACAGACCGGCUAUUAAAGGAGCUGAUGGCUGGCCACCAAUUAUAUACAGUAAACCUCCAGACUAUUCAUCCAGCGUCCACCCUGAGAAACCUCAAAUUCCUCCCCGCAUUCCAAUACCGCUAAAAACUACAGAUACCGAGGAUAAGCCGCCCAAAAUCCCUCCGAGGGUCCCACUAGUACCACCCUGCCCGCCCCGCUCUCCGAGCCCCAAAAGCCUACCUAUCUACAUCAAUGGUGUGAUGCCGGCCACGCAGAGUUUUGCCACUAACCCGCAAUACGUGAGCAAGGCGAUACUGAGCGACAGAUCGCCACCCACUGAGCAGUCCUCUUCUUGCAUCGUUCCCAUUUUGAAGGAUGGCAGGCAGGCCAGCGCCACGCACUACAUCCUCCUUCCACCACGCCAAAGGACCGACAGGCAAGGACGACUCUUGAGUGAACCUACCAGGAUGGGAAACCAGUGGCAGAACAGAUAAUUAAAAAAAAAAGACAAAGAAACAGAGGACAGAACUGUGCAUCAAAUCAUUCCUUUCGACCUGUCCAUUAGCGAAGGACUUUAGUUGAAUUUAAAAUGUAAAAAAUCCUUUUGACACCCCAUACCAAGUACACCUAAGUUUCCACUCUCUAAAGGUAUUUUAGAAGUGUAUAAAACAUUUCUAAUUUAAAUUAAAUAUAAAAAUAUAUAUUUUAAUUUAAAUUAAAAAAUAUUGUGAUCUACCGUUGCAAGUUAUUUUUCAGGAAUUUUUAAAUGAGAAAAUAUCAAUACUUAUUAAGCAUACAGUAUUUGACUAUUUUAAUCCUUUUAAAUCGUCAAAUACUGCAGACAUAACACUUGUAGGAUAGAGGAAAGACUGCUCAUAGUGUCACCGGCCUUAUCUUUUUCAAUGACUGGUUGGUCUUCCCCCCCCAACAUCCAAUAAUAUUGACACUGGGAGUGUGUUCCUAACUUAAUAUUACCAGUGAGUAUUAGUGCAGUAUUUGCUACAGGUCAACCUGGAAAUCCUCUUAACAUUCCAGUGUUGUCUUCUCAUUCGUUGCAGUGUUAGGUAGCUGCCUUUUUGGGUCUCGAGGAACUUCCUGUUUUCCUUCAGGGCCAGUAUUUCAUGACUGGGUAAUGACAGACAUGGUGCAAGCCAAGCAGAGCUGAUAGUAGAAUGUAUCACACGAUAUGUCAUACAUUGUGAGCAUUGAAUUGCUGUAGAAAACAAGCUGGACUUGUGUCAGUCUCCUCAUUCCAUGUGUAAGUUUUUCAAGAUGCUGCUCAACGUUCACAGGGGUUGUUUUUGUGUGUUUUUUUUAAAAUUGUAGUUCUGGUUAUGCUCUGUGAACUACAUGACCAGUUAUGUCGUUUUAACAGCUCAUAUUCUUCUGUGAGAAAAUAAACCUGUGAAAUGUUCAUUUCCAACAUGACCUUACAAUAGAUCACAUGACUAAAGGCAAUUUUCUCCUGCAAAGUUUAGACUGAAAAUGUAAUCUUUAAUGUAUUUCAUUCAGAUCAUUUUCUAGAAAGAAAACAUCAGCUUAAUGACAAUACAGUGUGUUUAUGUAUGUAUGCUUUGGAUGUGUUACAUUUCCUCUGAGGCUCAGUGCUGUUUACAUCCGCUGUUACACUGACAACUUUGACAUUCUACACAAGGUUCCACUUUAUCCACAGUGAACACUGGAAGUUCAGGAGCUUGUAGUCUUUUGCUUAAAAAGUGAUCUUGAUCUAUUUAUAAAUAACUUAUUAAUUUCA